AUGUGCAUUUUAUGUGACUUUCAAUUUUAUUAUAAACAAUUACAUCCAGAGGAUGAAAGAAAACAAACUUCAAUUGAAGAGUGUUUUAAUUGUCUUACACAUAUUAUUGGGAUUAUAUUUUCAUUAUUUCAAUUGAAAUCUAUGUGGAGGUUAUGUAUGAAAAAACAAUUAGGCGAAAUUAAAAAAGCAUCAGUUAUUUCUUUUUGUAUUAGUAGUUUAACUUUAUAUAGUAAUAGUACAAUAUAUCAUCUUUUUAACUUGAUAACUCCACAAAUGAUUGUAGUAAGAUACAUAUUCCAAAGACUUGAUCAUAUGACAAUUUAUAUAAUGAUAUUAGGAUGUUAUGUUAGUUUUAUAUUAUCUCGAUUAUUCGAUAAAAAGUAUUUUAAGAUUGGAGUAAUAGCAUUAUUUUUAAUAGGUAUGAUAGCAAUUACAGGGUUAAUAAUCACUGUUUUUGUUACUCCAUCAUCAGGUAUAGGUGUAAUUUUGUAUUUGUCAAUGGGAUUUUCAUGUUUGUUAGUUGCUCCAGGGUGGUUUUAUUUCUGUCCAAUAUCAUUAUUACUUUGGUUAUUAACUGGAGGGGUUACUUAUUAUUUGGGGACAAUAUUCUUUUUAUGGGACAAAUUAGUUUGUUAUUUUAUGAUUCCUUAA
Messenger RNA from Entamoeba dispar SAW760, 651 nucleotides. Its product is annotated as hemolysin III, putative. Gene Ontology annotation, cellular component: membrane. The coding region runs from base 1 to 651 and encodes 216 amino acids. The record is from RefSeq and is a predicted model, not a curated record. The transcript has a single exon. NCBI's taxonomy places the organism in Eukaryota, Evosea, Mastigamoebida, Endamoebidae.